AUGGCGUUAAAUUCAGAUACGGUUAACGAAUCGACGUUAUAUUGGGAAAAUGGCAAGGGAACCGUUUCUGUUGAAGUCAUUACUGCGCCAGCAAACUGCAACGAGUGUUUUGCAAGUAGAGUUAGAAGCAAUGUAGGAAACAGUCAAAAAUUAGUUGAAGUUGCUGAUGAACCACAUCCUUGCUCAAGUUUCAUGGACAAUUUUACAAAUACUGAUGAGAUUUUGGAAAAACCAGUAAAAUGUACACCAGAUGCAGAGUAUAAGUGUAUUUGUGGAUUGUCAGUAAAACACGCGCUAAAAGGGAAACAUAACUGCAUUUCUGAACUCUGUCAGGUUAUUGAAAACCAAGCUUCCAUUGUAGUCGGACUUCAGGACAGUCUGAAGAAAGUACGUAAAUAUAUUCGGAUUAUGGAAAAGCGGAUACUCGAGAGAGAAGCUGAAUAUAAAACGGAAAUAAAUGGAAAACUUGAAACACUUCGUGGCAAUUUGGAUGAAGUGAUGACACGAGACAUACGGCGGUGCAGUGGAAGGUGCAGAAAACACGUUCAAACUGAAAAAUGUUUAUGUCGAGGUUUUACUACUGCUGCACCUCAUGUUUGCUGCGGCAAACAAGGAGGGAUUUGUGACUGUUGACUUACUGCAAAAACGUGCAUGUGUGACGAAUACAGCCGGAGUUGUCAGUCCUGAACCACGAUUCUUGAUAAUUGUCAAUAUUAUAUAAAAGUAUUUUAUCUUCUGUCCGAUCUUGAUUUCUGAUGGUUCAUCUGCACGACCACGAAAUACAGAUAACAUAUUUAAUAAUAAGAUCUUACUUCUCGAACAAAAAUGAUUUAUUUUAGCAAUUAGAAAGCAGAGCUGUUGCCUUUCGUAUUUUCGUUUCCAAAUUAAUUGUUGAACAAAAGAUUAUUGUUGCCAUGACAACAGUCUCUAUCCAACGUGCUGAUAAUUAG
Molecule: messenger RNA, 950 nt
Organism: Paramuricea clavata
Lineage: Eukaryota; Metazoa; Cnidaria; Anthozoa; Malacalcyonacea; Plexauridae
Source: the annotation of a GenBank genome assembly